Molecule: messenger RNA, 1185 nt
Organism: Nelumbo nucifera (sacred lotus)
Lineage: Eukaryota; Viridiplantae; Streptophyta; Magnoliopsida; Proteales; Nelumbonaceae
Source: RefSeq, a predicted model, not a curated record
AUGAAUGAAGAAAUACAAGCGCUCGAGAGAAAUCAAACAUGGUUUAUAGUCGACCUUCCUCCGAUAAAGAAACCCAUUGGAGCAAGGUGGAUAUACAAACUAAAACAUCGUGUCAACGACACGAUAGAGCGCUACAAGGCCCGCCUAGUAGCAAAGGGAUACAACCAGGUAGAGGGAUAUGAUUAUCAUGAUACAUAUGCUCCUGUGGCGAAACUAGUCACACUUCGACGCUUAUUAGCUAUAGUGGCAUCAAAAGGCUGGGAACUCCACCAGUUGGAUGCCAACAAUGCUUUCUUGAAUGGGGAUUUGAUAGAAGAUGUGUACAUGAGCACACCUCCUGGCUUUCCCAAGCAACCGGAGAAUAAGUCCACAACAGGUUACUCCCUCUUCACAUCAAAGAAAAAUGGGUCAUUCAUUAUGGUUUUGGUGUAUGUUGAUGACCUGGUCAUAACCGAAAAUGAUCCAUCCCGCAUAGGUGAACUCAAGCUACAUCUUUAUGAAUGCUUCUCCUUGAAAGACCUAGGCCUACUCAAAUACUUCCUGAGCUUAGAAAUUAUGCACAACAGCUCUGGAAUUUUCGUUUGUCAGAAUAAAUAUGCUUUGGACAUCAUUGUUGACACAAGGAUGGAGGAUUGCAAGCUCGCAUCACAUCCUAUGGUGCAACAAAAACACUUUGUUGACAACAAUAGCCCACUACUAGAUGAUCCAAGUCAAUAUAGGCACUUAGUAGGUUGGCUAGUUUACUUGAUGGUCACCAAGCCAGAACUCUGCUUUCAACCAGAACUCUGCUUUCUAGUGCACAUACUGUCACAAUUCUUAAGCAAGUCGCACGCAAAGCAUGUGGAAGCUGCUAAGAGAGUGGUAAGAUUCGUCAAAGCCAAUCCCAGUCAUGGAAUAUUCUUUCCGUCAAACAAUGAGAUGUUGCUCCAAAUCUAUUGUGAUUCUGAUUGGGCCUCUUGCCCAUUAACUUGGAGGUCCACUACAGGUUAUGUUGCAUUGCUCGGCAGCGCCAUCAUUUCAUGGAAAACUAAAAAACAGACAACUGUGUCACAUUCAUCUGCAAAAGCUGAAUAUCGGGCCAUGGCUGUUGCCACUGAUGAGCUAUUAUGGUUUAUACGUCUGCUCCGAGACUUAGACAUUCCCAUUUCUGGUCCUAUGGAGCUUUUCGGUGACAAUCGAUAUUGA